Molecule: messenger RNA, 1971 nt
Organism: Haliotis rufescens (red abalone)
Lineage: Eukaryota; Metazoa; Mollusca; Gastropoda; Lepetellida; Haliotidae
Product: beta-1,3-galactosyltransferase 5-like
Exons: 2
Coding region: 348-1370 (340 amino acids)
Cellular component (GO): membrane
Molecular function (GO): hexosyltransferase activity
Source: RefSeq, a predicted model, not a curated record
UGGAAGGCGAACCUCACAUUUCGUUUUGUUUGUAUAUUUGUUUGUUGUUUAACGCCGUACACGGCAAUGUUCUAUCUGUAUGUCCGUCGGGUUACCAAUGAUGGCACGCAAUGAAGCCUGUCACUGAGCCUGGCCACAAAAUCCAUUUAGUCGCCUCCCACGACCAACAUAGGUUAAUGUGGACCAGCAAAGGAAAGGAGGACCUGUUAUUUCAAAAAGGACAUGACCGGGCUACAUAAGACCAUGUCGACAAGAUAACAUCAAUCCCUGCUGUUACUGUUGUAAUACAACGCCAUAUAUACCAACAUGAGUAUUCAUUGAUCUUCAUUUCAAAGCGGCCUUCCACCAUGCGUUUGGCUGGGAGCAUCACAAUCACGUGUCUUAUCUGUAUUCAGAUCUGUGUAUCAGUUGUUAUUGUUAUCGCCCUGGGAACCCGUCCAGUACAAAAUAAGACAAUCUUAGCUUCAGGCGAAUCACAUCAUCUUCGUGAAGAUUGGGAGAAAGGCCUGGAUGAUGAAUACAAGAAAAUGCCAAAUGGACAUGGUCGUACACGAACACGACGUAUUAACGAUGCUGAUAUUGACGUGGUUCUUGAGAACACACAGCUGUGCCGAGGAGUUUCAGAGGUGGACGUUGUAUUUGUUGUCCACAGCACUACUGACCAUUAUGACCGUCGGCAAAUAUUUCGAACAAUUUUCCAGAAGCAGAAAACACACACAAAUUAUACCGUACGACAUGUAUUCCUCCUUGGGCAAAGGAACGACGUGAAAAUUCAGGAAAUAAUCAACCAAGAAUUCAACCAACAUGGCGACAUUGUCCAAGGUCGGUUUCAGGACAGUUAUAGGAAUCUGACGUAUAAAGCUGUUAUGGGAUUGAAAUGGAUCAGCCACAACUGUAGGGACGUGAAAUACGUCAUCAAAAUGGACGAUGACGUUUACGUUUCUUUGCGCAUGUUUUUCACAUAUAUUUAUCAUCAAUAUACGGGCGAUAACAGGGUUUUAUGUUGGUCGUGGAAGAGUUCAACAGUGCUUGUCAACAGAGGGGGGAAGUGGUCCAUUGAUAAGGACGAUCUAAGGCAGUAUGAUCUGUUUCCUUUGGAUUACUGCAGUGGUUUUGCUGUCGUUAUACCAGGGGCGAUAACUCCAGCUCUGUACAAGGCGACCAGGCUUGUUCCCUUUAUGUGGAUCGAUGACUAUUUCCUAUCCGGGAUGGCGCGUGCUGCAGUAACAAAACUGCAUGAUCUAAGUCCAUAUCAUUACUAUGUUAUUUUUCCUCAACACCGGGCGGCUUGCAUGAAAACAAUAAACCUGUGUAAAAUUAUUUUUUCCCCAAAUACUAAGAUCCGAAGACUACCAGUAAUAAAGGCAUAAUUUCCCCCACUUUUUUUGGUAUUGAAAGAAACGAAAGAGAAAAAGGAAGGGAGGGUGAAGGAAGGACAGAGAAGUAGAACGGGAGGUGUAAAAAGAUAUGUUCAGUUCAGACAUAUUUCAUUUAAAUUACAAUGUUUGGAAUAUCGGAAUUUAGAUAGCCAUCUUUCAUCCAUGUUCGCAGGAUCGAUCCCCGUCAGCGCCAUACCAAAACACGUAAAAAGAUUGUUCUUGUUUUAACCCUGCCUGGCGCUCGGCAUUAAGGGGCUAAAACAAGGGCGUGUUGACUCAGUAUACUGUGUUUGAGUGGGGUAUUAAUGUUAAACUGCGACAUGGUAUCUCAGCAGCAACACUCACACGACACACACUCACCUCACCUUCACUUCUGUGCAGAGUUGCGUCCCUUUUGCGUGUCAGAAAUAUAUGGACGUUGGUUCAAAUCCUGAUAGGCCCUGCUUAUGUUUCGUCAUUAUAUUGUAAUCUAUGGAUAUUAAUCCUACCUUGUGUGAACAUAUCAUCAUGUAUAUAUAACUCUAUGCGCUAACCCAGUAUUGACCUGAUGACUGAGCAAGAAGUAGCCCUAAAGCGUCUUGAAAAAGAAUAA